Molecule: messenger RNA, 3744 nt
Organism: Corticium candelabrum
Lineage: Eukaryota; Metazoa; Porifera; Homoscleromorpha; Homosclerophorida; Plakinidae
Exons: 3
Coding region: 145-3744 (1199 amino acids)
Biological process (GO): protein localization to ciliary inversin compartment
Cellular component (GO): ciliary inversin compartment
Molecular function (GO): protein binding
Source: RefSeq, a predicted model, not a curated record
CACUUGGCAUGUCAGGCUGCUUUAACAUCAGCAGUUCAACAUCUUUUGGAUUGCAAUGCUGAUGUGUUUGCUACAAAUAAUUCUCAUCAAACUGCUCUUCAUAAGGCAGCUUGUAGCAAGAGAGAUUGCCCUGAGGUUUGUGUGAUGCUCAUAGCAAAGGGAGCUCAAGUGAAUGCUACAGAUGGCAAUGGAGACACAUCUCUACAUGUUGCAUGUCAGAAAGGAAAUACGAACACAGUUGAUGUGUUAGUUGAAAAUGAUGCUGAUUGCAAUGUAGUGAAUGUGUGUGGUGAGACAUUACUGCACUUGGCUUGCAAGAGUCGUGUUGAAUGUGUUGAGUUGUGUGAUAAGUUGAUAUCACAUGGAGUGAACCCUCAUAUAGCUGACAGAGAAGGAAACUUACCUUUACAUGUUGCUUUGAAGAACAGACUUGCUAAGACAUUUGGCUGUUUGCUGCAAAAGUCAGGUGAAGCCAUAUUAGAUGUCUUACAGAAGGUGACUAUUGACAAAGAAGAUCUUGUAGCCAUUUUCAGUAGAGCUCAUAAAGCUAACGACAUUAAUACUUGUGGUCAUAUUAUUAAAUUUAGUGCUAAGUUAGACCCUUCAAAUAGAUUAUCUCUGAGAGCACUAAACUGUCAUACAACAAUAGGAUACUUACUCAUUCAGAGAGCAGUGAAAGAACAGAAUAUUACAUUUUGUCAGCAUUUGAUUGAUCAUGGCGCAUCUGUAAAUGCAGAAGUACCUCACAGCUAUCGAGAUCGUACUUUUAAGGACCCUCCUUUACAUCUAGCAGUGAAGGUGGGACGUUCAGAUUUAUGUUGUUUGCUGAUAGAACACGGUGCUACUAUUGACCCCAAGAUGAGAGGCAGAAUAGGUGCAUUGCAUUUAGCUGUUGUUAAUGAGCAGAAAGAUGUAGCAAGACUACUUCUGUCUCAUGGCGCUGAUGUGAGUAAAGUUGAAAUUAGUGGAGAAUCUGCUUUGAAGAGAUUAGAAACACGAGGAAAUGUCAAAAUGGCAUCAAUCAUUCAGGCUACCGAAACAUUUCCUGAAGAGAUUGUGUCCCAAGGAGAGACAGCAUUGCGUAUCUAUCUGUCAAGUUGUAAUGAGGGAUCAGCAGUGGAUGUGUUUUUACGUGUUGAUGUUGUUGGUCGUGAUGGUGCCGGCAAGACGAGCUUAACAAAAUCUCUCACUCUGCAGAAGUUCAAUCGUGAUGAGCCGAGCACAAGAGGAGUGGUGUUUGAUCCAAAGUGUCAGAUUAUUGUGAAGGAAGCAUGUGACUGGACCAACCCUCUCACAAGCGCUGACUACACAGAAAUUUAUGAGAAGAAUGUUGUGAUCAAUAUGGCAGAUACACUCGACACACCACAAGUGAAAGAUCAAUAUUUUAAGUCCAAAGAAAGUGAACAGCCAAUGAAACAGAAAGACUCCCACAUUACAAGCAAAUCAUCAAAGCAAGAGUUACAUGAGCAACCUGCUCCUGUUGGCAUGGAGCUUUCACUGCCUCAUGUACCACUUAAUGGUUUUUCUCAGGAGUUGCCCAUUACUUCUAAAAAACCAACAACUUUAGCAGUUCCACCACCAUCUGUUGCGUCAGAUUUGUUGGUGUCAUCACAAACGUCAUCAAAUUCGUUGCCAGUUGAUGACUCUAGAUAUUUGUCUGACAUCCCAGUCACAAAUGCAAAAGCAUCAGGUGGUACAGGCAUGCUUGUUGCUACAGCAUGUCCCGUGUUAGAUCAGAUUGAAUCAGAUUUUAGAAAUGAAGACAAUUUAGUUGUCAAAGGAGACAGCAAAUCUAUGGCUGGAAGAUAUUCGGUUGAUUUACACAGCAGUCAGGAAAGUAAAGCAGUAAACCAGCAGACAAGCAUUCCAAUUGCAAAUUUCCAAUCGGCAGGAACAAAUGCAACACAAGUGACAUCGAUAUUGCCUGGCAGUGUUGACGCUCCUUCUACUGAGAAUACAACUACUCUACCUCAACACAUUCAAGAAAGGGUUUCCAAGAUUUUGAGAGACCGAAAGUCUCAUCAAAAGGCUAAAAAAGAAAUCAUGCUUACUGUGUUGGACUAUGCUGGUCAGAAUGUGUUCUAUGUCACACAUCAUUUGAUCAUGUCAAAAGCUAGUUUUAUGUACAUCGUGUUUAAUGCUUCUCUACCAAUGGACGGCAAGACUCCAUGUCAGUUUUGCUCAGAAGAUGGACAAAUUAUCCACAUUCCUUUGUUUGAUAACGAAACAAACUUUGAUCGAUUGGAAGAGUGGGUAUCGGGUGUUCAUAUCAUGGAAGGUGAUCAGUCACGUCGUAUCAUGAUAUUUGAGAAAGAAGGAAUCAGAUCACCUGCCAUGUUUCUAGUAGGAACGCAUGUUGAUGAGCUAAAGGAGCAACCAGGGAUGAUGGAGAAACAGGACGCAUUCAUAAGGAAGAAACUGGAGGGCACAGUGCUGGCGGAGCAUAUCAUAUGGGCAUCUAAAGAUGUAAUGUGUUUCUAUGUGGAUAACACAGUGACAGAUCCAGACAGUGGAGUCGUAGAUCCACAGGUGAAAUUACUUCGUCAGAAGACAGAGGAUGUGGCUCACAAGGUAGCCCAACAUCACAGAUUGCCCAUCAGAUGGCUCAAGUAUGAGCAGAAGGUACGAGAAGUGAAAGUCUCUUAUCCAACAAAGAAGACGACAACUGUUGAUGAAUUACUGCAGCUUGCCAUGAAUGCUGCUGGAAUCAAAAGUCGAGAGGAGCUGUUGGUGUUGCUGCAGUAUUUGAGUAGUCGUGCAGUGUUGAUGUAUCAUCCCAUGGCAUUGAAGAGUGGAGAUGAUGAAGAAGUCGUGUUAGAUGUGGAAUGGUUUGUAUCACAGCUGCAGAAAGUGAUCACGAUAUACAUGGAAGGUGAUGUUCCUCCCAUGUUAUGGAAUGAUGUAAAACGCAGCAAAGAGAAAGGCAUCAUGACAAUGUCUCUUGUGAGACAUCUUUUAUCAGAUGCCGGUUCUGCUCAACGUCUCAUUGUGUCACUGAUGAGGCACUAUGAUUUGCUGUGUGAGUAUUCUGUUUUGGAAGAGGAGAAUCUGAAGACAGCAAGUGAUUACCAUGAUUUUCUUAGUCUGGAAGGAGGAGGUGAAUCACAUUGUGAAGUCAAACGAGACGUGUUUGAGAGUAAGGCUUGCUUCAUUCCUUGUCUUUUGGAGCAUGCAGCUGGUCUUGAGUCAUGCAAGAUGAAUGAUGAGCUGAAGUCAUUGCCCCUCAUCUUGUCAUCUGCUCCCAUUUGCAUUCCUCAGCCAUUAUUCUACAGAGUACUGACUCUUCUCUGUAAACGGUUUCGUCGCUUGGCAGUUAUUUAUCGCAAUGUGGGCUACUUCCACAUCUAUCCUGGUCAUCGACUGGAGUUUGCUCUCAACAGAUACAACUUUCAAAUGACUGUGUUGUCAGAGACACACGCUCCUCUCAAUGCCAAGGUGUGUGUUGCUGUUCGUGAGUGGAUUGUUGAUGUUGUCGACAAGGCAAAACAGCAAGGAAUGCCGGGAUUGACGUUGCAGUUGGGAUUUGAAUGUGAUGUGUCUACAUCCACUUCUAACAUUGAGUUUAUCUCUUUGGAUGGAUAUCAAAAUUCUCGUUUUCAGCUCUACAGCAGUGUGAUGAAACGAGAAGUUCAACCUCCUCUCAGACUUUCUCUCUGGAAAGUGAAACGAUGUUAUCCUUCUAUGCUGCCUCUCAACUAUCACGGCACAACAGUAGUAUAUUUAUUGUCUUGCUUAUAUUAUUAG